AUGGCACUGGGAGAGAGGGCAAUGGAGAGGCUGCGGGCUGACUUGCUGAGCCGUGCCCGCAGAGAUCGCCAGGACGCAGGGCAAGAGAUGACCGAGGCGGGCGAGGCCACACGGGCGCGAGCCGGGAGCGAGGGCCAGAGAUCACGGAGCCAUCUCCCCAGGUUAAACACCCUCCGAGUCUUUGGCCGCGGCCACGGCGGCAGCGAGACGCCCAAGUCACCCGAGCCCGAGUCGAACCCGACCAUGCCCCUCUACAACUACGACGCCGCUGGGCCAAGUCCGCAACCUCAUCCCCUCCCAUCUCCCACCUCGGCGGCGCCUCUCCUCCCGCAGAGCCGCAUGCCGCUCCCGCCAGAGCCCGUGGCGACCAGCCCGAACGCAAGGAGCCAGCGAAGCCCGACUCCGCCGAUCCAGAUGACGGGCGCGUUCCCCGUCCCCGACUCGACGACCUACGGCCCCACGGAUACGGCCAGCGGCGGAAGCCCGGCCCGCGGGGCGGACACGUCCGACGAUGACGACGAGAGCGGGAGACCGCACCCGAAGCGGUUCCUCUUUUGCUUCCCGUGGGUCAAGUCCAGGAGGAUGCGGUCCCAGAUCCUGACUUGCUUCGUCUCGGGCAUGUUUCUUCUCAUGCUCCUGGCAAUCUACCUGGGACUCACCCUCACCAAAAACAUCCGCCAGGGCGAGCUGACCAUCAUGAUAAUCCUCGUGAUCCUGACGGCCGCCGCCUUCUUCGCCUAUAGCUUCGUGCGGCUGCUGCUGCUCGUGUUCCAGCCGGACCGCAAGAACAGGCGCCGCCGCCGAGGCCAGGUGCCGGAUCUCAUGGCCCAAGGCGGCUACGUGGUCCCGCCAAAACCCAUCCCGGUCCUGCUGGCUCGGGACGAAGAAGUGGCGGGAGCCCAGAGCGAGGCGUCCAAGUUGAAACCGCCGGCGUAUGGCCUGUGGAGAGAGAGCGUGCGCGUGGACCCGGACCGCCUAUUCUGGCAACGCAAUGCUGAUGCGAAUCCAAAUUCCGGGCGCCCUGAGACACGGAGCGGUCCGCGGCCGCCGUCAUAUGCUUCUGAUGACGGCGUGUCCUACAUGAUGGACGUGCGACCGCGGUCUAUAGCUCCUCCACCGAGCAGCUCAUCGAUCUAUUCGUCCGACUUUGUUCGAUCCGCAACAGCGAGCCAGACGCACGUCGAGAACUGGCCGGGAGCGCCUCGUCGAUGA
Messenger RNA from Purpureocillium lilacinum, 1212 nucleotides. RefSeq lists its product as uncharacterized. The record is from RefSeq and is a predicted model, not a curated record. Lineage: Eukaryota; Fungi; Ascomycota; Sordariomycetes; Hypocreales; Ophiocordycipitaceae.